AACCCACACAUUUGGGAUCCUAUAAUAGCAAAUUUCUCGCAGGAGUGGAUGCCUUUUGCCGUUUGGCCCCUUGGUUCUUGCUCUUGACCAAACAUGGCCCAGCUCCUUAAUUAAAGAAAAGGAAAACGAACAUACUCCUACACCCAAGAGAAAAACAAACGUAACUCAGGAAACGGUAGCGCCGCCGUUCUUCCCGCUCGCCGUCUCUUUCUCUCUCUCUCUCCCAUCAGCGCGGAGAGGCGCCUCUGCCCGCCGCGCCGGGCGCCGCCACACCGAAACCCGUCUCCGACGGCCCCUCCACAACUGUACGUUCUCUAUCUCGACUCACCAUGACUCGUGUCAGCACCGGAUUGCUGAAGGGCUUGAGGAGGGUCAUGGAACAGCAAAGGAUUUCAACUGCUUUCUGCAGACAAUCACAAGUUUGGAGUUCUACUGUAUCUUUUUCCGAUUUUGAUGAGAAGGGUGAUAUGGAAUAUGAUGAUAAUAGUCCAGAUUCAAAGAGAGAGUUACGACCCCAAAGCGUAGAUCCCAAAAAGGGCUGGGAAUUCCGUGGUGUGCACAGGGCCAUCAUCUGCGGCAAAGUUGGACAAGUGCCUGUGCAAAAAAUUUUAAGGAAUGGGCAUACAGUAACUGUUUUUACUGUUGGAACUGGUGGCAUGUUUGACCAGAGGGUAAUUGGGCCUAAGGAUUUGCCGAAGCCAGCUCAGUGGCAUCGCAUAGCUGUUCAUAAUGACCAGCUAGGUGCUUAUGCUGUUCAGAAGCUAGUGAAGAAUUCUGCAGUCUAUGUUGAGGGUGAUAUUGAAACCAGGGUCUACAAUGACAGUAUUAACGAUCAAGUCAAAAACAUACCUGAGAUCUGUGUUCGACGUGAUGGCAAGAUUCGAUUGGUUAAAUCUGGGGACAGUGCUGCUAACAUAUCAUUAGAUGAGCUAAGAGACGGACUGUUCUAGCUAUAGUUAAGGAUGUCAGGAGUAUGCUUCUUGUUUGAGGCAAGUUGGAGCCCAUUGUAUCUUGAGCAGUGCACUAGCUGGUGAAGACCUAUGAGCUGCGUUGAUGGCUGCCGCGGUUCACAUGGCUGUAACUGUUAUGAAGGUACAAGUACCAGCAGAAGCCUGUACUCUUGAUUUGAAGAUGCAGUAAAACUUGGUUCACUGCGUUCCUGCUUGCACUUCUUUCUCCUAGUUUUUCAACCGUACCUAAGAGUUCCGUUUAUGAAGCAACUCCAUAAAUUUUUCUUGGAAGCAAUAACAGGUCGUUUAUGGUUUUGUUUAUACCUGAAAUUGCGUUUCAUAUGCUUGGUAUGUUGGCCCUAAUUACUGAACUUUUAACUUUGCUCA
Sorghum bicolor (sorghum) is the source of this 1337-nucleotide messenger RNA. RefSeq names its product single-stranded DNA-binding protein, mitochondrial. Gene Ontology annotation, biological process: mitochondrial DNA replication; positive regulation of helicase activity. Gene Ontology annotation, cellular component: mitochondrial nucleoid. Lineage: Eukaryota; Viridiplantae; Streptophyta; Magnoliopsida; Poales; Poaceae. Gene Ontology annotation, molecular function: single-stranded DNA binding. The transcript has 8 exons. The record is from RefSeq and is a predicted model, not a curated record. The coding region runs from base 330 to 950 and encodes 206 amino acids.